AUGAGGGAUGCAGCAUGGUGUGGAAAAGAUGGCCACAAGUUACCUCAUAUCAACCCUGAGGCGGCCUACAACGAACGGCAAACCUCCCGCCAACGGCUCGCGCGGGUUCCUGGAACUUGUAGUUCUUUCCCUCCCGACUCUCCUCCCGAUGACGCGGAUUGGACGAUCAGAGGCCUACCCGGAAGUGUUGCUAUGGCGGCGGUGCCCCCCUUCAGUGGCCUGGUCUCCGAGUUGGAAACCUACCGGGGCAGAGACCGAGUGAUACGCACCAUCUGCUAUGGCUGUCAACUGGCUGGAGGGAUUUUGGUGGCCAGAAGACAACCUGGAGAACCAUCCCUUGGCCAAGGCCUCCUGGCUGUCUCAGCACAACUGAGUCACUGUCGAACAGUUCUACGGCUUUUUGAUGACCUAGCCAUGCUUUCCUAUAGCUGCCAGUAUGGACUGGGGAACAAGGAGAAGGAUACAGCAAUGCGCUGGCUUUCCAUCUUCAACAACGUAGCUGACCAGCUUUAUUACCCCUGUGAGCAUGUGGCCUGGGCUGCCGAUGCUGAAAUUAUCCAUGCCAACUCAAGUAGGUGGUGGACACUCAGUACGACUCUCUGGGGCUUUUCUCUGCUGCUGGGGAUUGCACGAUCUCUCCGAAUUUUAUUACUCCUAAGAAGAAAGCAGCAUACAGAAUCCAGAGACUUCUAUCAGAAAACAAGGGCUGAAAUGCACAUACAAGCCUUGACCAUCAUCAGCAACCUGGCUGACCUUGCCAAUGCCAUCCACUGGUUGCCUCCAGGAAUUCUCUGGGCUGGAAAGUUUUCUCCAUGGUUUGUGGGCCUCAUGGGAAGUAUUUCUUCCUUCAUUGGGAUCUAUCAAAACUAUGCAGGGGCCAGUUGUGGAACAGUUUGAACAGCAGCUUCACAGUGCUGAAUUGAGUGGAGAAAAGGGGCCAUCACAGCAAUUCAUGAAGGGUUGCAUAAUCUCUGUUGAAAUGGGGGACAGUAAUUCCUAUUAUGGUGGAGGCUAGAUUGGGAUUAGGUUCUACUAUUAAAACAUGGUGCUGCUUUUAUAUAACUCAUAGGCACUUUCCUGGAGGAUCUAUUUGCGAGAGCUUAUAGUGUUUAGUUUGCCUACUUCACUCUCUGUAUAGGUAGUCCUUGAGUUACAACCACAUUGGAGCCUGGAAUUUCAGUCAUGUCACUGUUAUCAUAAGUCAAAGCACCACAUGACCAGACUUGAUUUUACAAUUGUUUUUACAAUGAUUGUAGAGUGAGUCACUGAUUGUUAAAUGAAUUACAUGGUGGCUAAGCAAAUCUAUUCUUCUAAAUGGGCAUUUUUUGCUGGAAAUUGGCAAGAAAAGAAAACCCAGAAACUGGUGAAAACAUCACAAAUUGUGGUCACAUGGUCACAGGAUGCUACAGUCAGUCAUAAAUGCAAGCCAACUGCCUUGCGCCCAAAAUGUAAUCAUGUGACCGUGGGAAGGGGGAGGUAGUCAUAUCCUCAAGGACCCGUUAUAUGUAGCUUUUUAACAGUAUGUUGUAAUUUCAACCUGUUGUUAGCUACCUUAAGGGACAAAUGGCUGCCCUGCCAAUUAAAUAAUUUGGCUAUGUUUUUUAUGUGAAGAAUACAGUCUUGCUCUAUGUACAGUAUUUUAAUGUAAAACAAUUAGGACUGAUAAUAAAAGAUACAAUCUCACAUUUUUCCUUAGCUGAUUGGCUCUUUUGAUAUAGCUCUGAACACUUGUCUUUUCAUCAAAUGUUUACUUGGAGUAUGAAAUCCUGUUCACUCAUAGCUACAUUCAAUUUCAGAGAGCCAGUUUGGCGUAGUGGUUCAGGCAUCAGGCUAGAAACUAAACCAUGAGUUCUAGUCCUACACUAGGCCCAAAGCCAGCUGGGCCAGUCACACUGUCAGAUCUAGGUUGGAGACAGUGGCAAACCACUGCUGAAAAACCUUGCCAAGAAAACUGCAGGGACUAAGACAGGCAGUUGGCAGGAAUCAACACUGGCUAGAAGACACCAAAAAAGCAAGCAAAUAAACUCAAAUUCCACUGCAGAGAAAUCUCAGGGCAUUAAAGAGUAGCUGCCCAAUUCACAAUGCAGUGGAGACAUUGCCACUUUUGGACAUAAUUAUGUUUUCACACCAUAGAACAUCUUUCAUGAUUCGCUCCUUUUGCACCAGUUUAUUUGGCUUUCAUCCACAUCUGAUCUCCAACAU
Molecule: messenger RNA, 2202 nt
Organism: Notechis scutatus (mainland tiger snake)
Lineage: Eukaryota; Metazoa; Chordata; Lepidosauria; Squamata; Elapidae
Gene: PEX11G
Product: peroxisomal biogenesis factor 11 gamma
Biological process (GO): peroxisome fission
Cellular component (GO): peroxisomal membrane
Source: RefSeq, a predicted model, not a curated record